Molecule: messenger RNA, 4133 nt
Organism: Balaenoptera acutorostrata (minke whale)
Lineage: Eukaryota; Metazoa; Chordata; Mammalia; Artiodactyla; Balaenopteridae
Gene: CEP55
Product: centrosomal protein 55
Exons: 9
Coding region: 106-1494 (462 amino acids)
Biological process (GO): mitotic cytokinesis; regulation of phosphatidylinositol 3-kinase/protein kinase B signal transduction
Source: RefSeq, a predicted model, not a curated record
CCACCCCACAGCCGCGGGAUUCAAACUCCCGGAAGCGGCUCCCGCGCCGGAGGGUGAGACUGGGCCGAAGCGAGGCGCAGCGCUUCCCCUCAGACAUUUUCAGAGAUGUCUUCCAGAAGUCCCAAAGAGUUAAUUAAAAGUAAAUGGGGACCAAAGCCUUGUAACUCCAAAUCAGAAGCUGCAUUAGAAAAAUUUAGGGGAGAAACUGCAGCCUUAAAAACAUCGGUGGAUGAAAUUGCAAGCGGAAAAGGAAAGCUGACUGAUAAAGACAGACACAGACUUUUGGAGAAAAUUCGAGUCCUUGAAGCUGAGAGAGAGAAGAAUGCUUAUCGCCUCACAGAGAAGGACAAAGAAAUACAGCGACUCAGAGACGAGCUGAAAGCCAAACACAGCACUACUGCAUUGCUUGAACAGCUGGAAGAGAAAACAAAGGAAGGUGAAAGGAGGGAACAGCUGUUGAAAUCCUUGUCUGAAGAGGCAGAUGUAUUGAAAAAACAGUUGUCUGCUACAACUGCAAGACUUGCUGAACUUGAAGGCAAAGCUGAUACACUUUGUUUAUCACAGACUGUGGCUGCAAGUUGCUUCAGUUCAUCAUUGAGUAAUCAUGAAAUGGAAAUACAGCUGAAAGAUGCUAUGGAGAAAAAUCAGCAAUGGCUUGUGUAUGAUCAGCAGCGAGAGGUCUACGUAAAAGGACUUUUAGCGAAGAUCUUUGAGUUGGAACAGAAAUUGGAAACAGAUGUUCAUGCACUCCCACAGGAGACAAAAAAGACUGAAUCAGAAGGUUAUCUUCAGGAAGAAAAGCAAAAAUAUUACAACCAUCUCUUGGCAAAUGCAAAAAACGAUCUUGAUGUGGAACGACAAACAAUAACUCAGUUGAAUUUUGAACUUAGUGAAUUUCGAAGAAAAUAUGAAGAAACCCAAAAAGAAGUGCAAGAUUUAAAUCAGCUGUUGUGUUCACAAAGAAAGGCAGGUGUACAACAUCUGGAAGACGAUAGGCAUAAAACAGAGAAAAUACAAAGGCUCAAGGAAGAGAAUGAUCUUGCCAGGGAAAAACUUGAAGAAGAGAAGAAGAGAUCUGAAGAGCUCUUAUCUCAGGUCCAGUUUCUUUACACGACUCUGUUGAAGCAGCAAGAGGAGCAGACAAGGGUAGCUCUGUUGGAACAACAGAUGCAGGCAUGUACUUUAGACUUUGAAAAUGAAAAACUUGACCGUCAAAAUAUGCAGCAUCAAUUGCAUGUAAUUCUUAAGGAGCUCCGAAAAGCAAGAAAUCAAAUAACACAGUUGGAAUCCUUGAAGCAGCUUCGUGAGUUUGCCUUCACAGAGCCAUUAGUCACUUGCCAAGGAGAGACUGAAAACAGAGGAAAAGUUGCCUUACCAAAAAGUCCUACUGCUGCACUAAAUGAAAGCCUGGUGGAAUGUCCCAAGUGCAAUAUCCAGUAUCCAGCCACCGAACAUCGAGAUCUACUCGUCCAUGUUGAAUACUGUUCUGAGUAACAGUAUAAUUAUUCUUUGUUUUUGUGUCAAAAGAUUCAGUACUGUAUUUUACAUUAGCUUAUGGACAUUUUGAAUUACUUAUUUCACCUCAGAUCAGAAAGUGCCUAUAUACCUUUGAGACUCUGGCAUAGGAGUGAAUCAUUGUAUUAUUAUUAUUUUUUGCCUGAUUUGCAUUUCCUUGGCAGUGAUACCUCCCUGCAGUGGUUCAUCUUGAGGCUUUAGUGACAGAAUGUGGAGAGCAUUGAAUGCUGAGAUGACUAAGAUUUUGCACUGUUAAAGUACUUGAUGGAGAAAAGAUAGUUCAGGUUAUUGCUUGUGGGUCAAAUUUGUUACACCAACAAGCAACUAUUUUAUGUUUUGUGGAUUUUUAAAAAUCAAAGGUAAUUAACCAGGGAUCUUAUUGUGUAAGUAUUUUUUAAUCCAAGCACUUAUUAAGCCUACAGUUCUGAUUUUGAUGUCCAUUGUGAAAAGAUGGUGAUACAUUUUUCAUUUUUUUUUCCUUUCUAUGAUAGAGCGGUUAUUAGAAAAGUUGGGGAUUUUCCUGAUCUUUAUUGCUGCUGACUGUUGAAACUGUAAACGUACCUGUGUUCUAAGCACAAAGCAGAUUCUGUUUAAGGAAUAAUCCUUAGUAGCCACACACAAUGUUUUCUGUAAUGUUAACUGGCUAUAACUUUAACUUGAAUUUCAUUAGCACAUGUUGGUUAGCUAAAAUUGUUAAAAUGAAUUUUGACAAAACCACCUAGCCCUCUCUUUUGAUUUGCACGUGUUUUAUUUAUUUAUUUUUGGCGCUCUCAAAAGCUGGGCGAUGUAAUGAGCAGAUAUUUGCUUAUCUGAAUAUAUAUUUUUAUACAUGCGUGUGUAGACCAAGAAAUUUUUUAUUUCUUCAGGUUUUCUAAAAUGCUUAACACUGGGCUACUGUUAGUAAUGUAGAGGAGAAAAGAAUAAAAUUAUAUAAUAAGUUUUGCUCUGAGGAGUGUAUAUGUAUAUAGACAGGUAUUGUAAGAUUUCUGCCCUGAGAGGGGUGCCAGAGAGUUACAGAUAAACGUACAGUGUAAGAUGAUAAGGUGGUUAAGGAUACCUUGGAACCAAAAACUGCAUGAAGCUCGGAAAGUUUAAGCAAAAUGCCCAUAAUCAUUAAAAAAAGACAUCCUUGGAUUUCAGACUCCAGGUUGAUUCCAAAGCCUGUCUUCUCUCCACCAGAAAACCCUUAUGAAUUCUCCAAACUCAGUAUCCUGAAGUGAUAUAACUGGAGUAAUGGGAUGUUUCUUGAGUUACAGAAAUGGCAGAACACACCUGGUCUCUUUCAUCCCUCUGGUCUGGGAAGUUCUGCCUUGUCAAACCCCUCCACCUGUUCCAUGGAUCCCUGCUGUGCCAAUUCGGCAACAUCUUUAAGUUCAUUCUCCAAACGUUUAUGAAAUGCCAACUACACGCAAGGCUCUGGGCUAGGUGUUAGUGAUACAGUGAUAGUAAAAUGCAGCUCCAUCUUCACAGUCUGGUAGAAGGGACCAGCAGCUAAACGUGUAAGUAUAAUAUGUUGUAGGAAGUGCUAUAAUCAAGGUAUAUGUUGAGUAGAGGAAUUGAUUUAUUUAAACCCUGCUUUAGUCUAAUAAAGAUUGGAGGUCUGACUCUUCAAAGAUAUGUCUUAUACUAAGAUAAAAUUUGAAAGAAGUAGGAAAAAGCAAUAGUGAAACAAGACUAAGAAGUGAAAUGGAGCCACUCGCAAGGGUAGCCCCAAGGCAGGCCAUGGGGCGCUUCUGAGAGGGGAGCCCUGAGUCUGAGACUGAGCACAGAGAAGCAAUCCUGAACCCCAUUCACAGCUGAUCUUCAAGAGGAACACCACUGUAGUGAUCCUGGUACUGAGAUUAUAAAGAGAUGCCUCCAGUGUGCCUUUGCAGAGAAGAAAACCUGUAACUAGAGGUCCGUGGCCUCAACAACAACCUCGCCUUAAACAGCAGUGAAUUCCACUCCGCUGAUUUCUUUUUAUUUAUUUAUUUAUUUAAUUUUUGGCUGUGUUGGGUCUUCGUUUCUGUGCGAGGGCUUUCUCUAGUUGUGGCGAGCGGGGGCCACUCCUCAUUGCGGUGCGCGGGCCUCUCACUAUCGCGGCCUCUCUUGUUGCGGAGCACAGGCUCCAGACGCGCAGGCUCAGUAGUUGUGGCUCACGGGCCCAGUUGCUCCGCGGCAUGUGGGAAUCUUCCUAGACCCGGGCUCGAACCCGUGUGCCCUGCAUUGGCAGGCAGAUUCUCAACCACUGCGCCACCAGGGAAGCCUCGCUGAUUUGUUAAUGAUAGGGGUGAAAAACGUCGUGUCCAGAGGCAAUUCCAUAAUCCUCAACGGCAGGCAAUACUAUACUCUCCCAGUAUGUAGCUCUCUGCUGCUGUGGCUUAUCCCAGAGUAAAUUUUAGUCAGAGGAGCCAACUCAAAAGCCCCCCUCUGACGGGCCACAUGGGAACUCCAGUGAGCCAGCCUGCCAGCCGGACCGUGGAAGCUGGAAAAUGCCUGUCUUCACCCAAAGGGGGCGCAGCUGCUCAGCUCCAGCCAACGUCGUAUGUGAAUGCAAGCCCAGUGUGGCUGAUCUUUCAGAUUUUCCAAGAGAAAUAUCGUAUUUUUUUAAAAAAAUAAAUUUAUUUAUUUAUUUUUUA